Prunus avium (sweet cherry) is the source of this 1547-nucleotide messenger RNA. Its product is annotated as transcription factor GTE1. The record is from RefSeq and is a predicted model, not a curated record. Lineage: Eukaryota; Viridiplantae; Streptophyta; Magnoliopsida; Rosales; Rosaceae. Gene Ontology annotation, molecular function: protein binding.
CAAAACUGGACAGUUCUAUAGGAUCCAAUACAGAACAUUCUGAUGAGAGCACUGCGUUCUUCUGCUUCUUCCUGUCUCUGAUCUUCUGAUCUUCUGCUCUUCUGCUCUCUCCGACUCUGUAUGCGUCUCUGUUCUUUCAGAUGGAGCCAAUGAGUUCAUCAAACCCAGAUCUUAGAAAAGUUGCUGUUGCUGCUGAAGCGGAGGGGUUUGGGCGUUCUGUUGAUGAAAUUUCUGCAAAGGUUGAUACGCUUGAGAAAAGAGUGAACGAGGUUGAACGAUUUUACUUGACUACAGGUAGUCCGCAACUAACCAAUUCAAAAGGCAGCUCAAUUGUGAAGGAUAAACAGUUAAAUCUUCUUAAGAAGCAGCAGCAAGAUGCAUCACGUAGGGAAGUCACUGCUACAAAGAGAAUGCAAGAGCUCAUGCGGCAAUUUGCCUCAAUAUUCCGUCAGAUCACUCAGCACGAAUGGGCAUGGCCCUUUAAGGAGCCUGUAGAUGUUGAAAGUCUGGGAUUGCAUGACUAUUAUCAAGUUAUUGAGAAGCCUAUGGACUUCGGAACCAUAAAAAAUAAAAUGGAAGCUAAGGAUGGUACUGCCUAUAAGAAUGUUAGAGAAAUAUAUGCUGAUGUGAGGCUGGUAUUUAAGAAUGCAAUGAAGUAUAAUGAUGACAAAGAUGAUGUCCAUGUGAUGGCCAAAACUUUGUUGGAAAAGUUUGAAGAAAAAUGGCUAAGGCUUUUGCCAAAAGUUGUUGAAGAGGAAACAAGACGAGUAGAUGAGGAAGCUGAGGCACGACUACACACACAACUUGCCCAGGAGGCUGCUUAUGCCAGCAUGGCUAGGGAUCUAAGCACUGAGCUUGUAGAGAUUGAUCUGUAUUUGAAGGACCUCAGAGAAAUGGUGGUUCAGAAGUGCAGGAAAAUGUCUGCUGAUGAUAAGAGAAAACUUACAACAGCUCUCACCCAGUUAUCUCCUGACGAUCUCAGCAAGGCUCUGGACAUCGUCGCUCAGAAUAACCCCAGCUUCCAAGCAAGUGCGCAAGAAGUGGAUCUUGACCUUGAUGCUCAGAUAUGUCUUCGUUUCAUUCUUCCAUCCCUCUACACAGAGUGAGUGCACAUUAUGGAGGUUAAAAGUUUUUGUUAAGGAGGCACUAAAAGUUCAGGGAAAAAGUUCUGAAGGCAUUGCCGGCAACAAAGUUACAGCGUCCAAACGAAACAGAGAGAUUUCUGAUGCUGUUCCCAAGACUAACGCAAAAAGGACUAAAAAGCUCUCUUGUUUGUGAUCUUGCUUGCAUGUCAGGUGACCCGGUUCAUUCAGUGCAUUGCGGGAGAAAUUGAAUGUAAUUAUGUGCUGGUUAACUCUGUAAAUCUCCUUAAUGAAAGAGCCAUGGAUCAUUUUUCUGUAUAGAUACGUGAUAUAGAUCAAUCAACUUCUCUAUUUCUGUAAAGGUUGGAUACAUAAUCAGACUUCUAGUCAUUUGCUAUGUUUUGUGGAAGGACACGCCUUGCUAAAGAAUAGACCAGAUGAAUGUCCUUUGUCGUGUAUUCUCUU